This is a messenger RNA of Chlorella variabilis, 1695 nucleotides long. RefSeq lists its product as hypothetical. Gene Ontology annotation, biological process: L-leucine biosynthetic process. The record is from RefSeq and is a predicted model, not a curated record. The coding region runs from base 1 to 1695 and encodes 564 amino acids. The transcript has 18 exons. Gene Ontology annotation, molecular function: 2-isopropylmalate synthase activity. NCBI's taxonomy places the organism in Eukaryota, Viridiplantae, Chlorophyta, Trebouxiophyceae, Chlorellales, Chlorellaceae.
AUGGCCAGCUGCAUCGUGCGCCAGCCCCUGCUCGCGGGGUGCAGAGCCACGGCCGGGCCCCGCAGCAGCGGUCGCCGCAUGCAGCCUGUGCGCGCUACAGCAGCGCCGCAGCAGCAGCGCGCGCGGCCCGAAUACGUCCCUAACCGUAUCGACGAUCCAGACUAUGUGCGCAUCUUUGACACCACCCUUCGUGACGGCGAGCAGAGCCCGGGGGCCACCCUCACAAGCAAGGAGAAGCUUGAGAUUGCCAAGAAGCUCAGCCAGCUCGGCGUGGACAUCAUCGAGGCCGGCUUCCCCAUAGCUUCCCCCGACGACUUUGAGGCGGUACGGGCCAUUGCCAUGGACGUGGGCAAUGCGGUACAUGAUGACGGCUACGUGCCAGUCAUCUGCGGCCUGUCUCGCACCCGGGAGAAGGACCUGGAGACGGCUUGGGAGGCCGUGCGCCACGCCAAGCUGCCACGCGUGCACACCUUCAUCGCCACCUCAGAGAUCCACAUGAAGUACAAGCUGCGCAUGAGCCCCGACCAGGUGAUCGAGAACGCGGUCAAUGCGGUCAAGCACCUGCGCUCGCUGGGCUGCUCCGACAUCGAGUUCUCGCCAGAGGACGCGGGCCGCUCCGAGCCGGCCUUCCUGUAUGAGAUUCUGGCGGAGGUGAUCAAGGCGGGGGCCACCACCCUCAACAUCCCCGACACCACCGGCUGGACGCUGCCGCACGAGUUCCAGUCUCUCAUUUCCAAGAUCAAGGCAAACACACCUGGCGCCGAGGGCGUCAUCAUCUCCACCCACUGCCAGAACGACCUGGGCCUCUCCACAGCCAACUCGCUGGCGGGCGCCAUGGGCGGCGCGCGGCAGAUUGAGUGCACGAUCAACGGCAUCGGCGAGCGGGCGGGCAACGCGUCCCUGGAGGAAGUGGUGAUGGCCAUCGCGCUCCGAGGCAAGGACCAGAUGGGCGGCCUGUGGACGGGGGCCCGCCCCGCCAUUGUGGGGGCAAACGCGUUUGCCCACGAGAGCGGGAUCCACCAGGACGGCAUGCUGAAGAACAGGGACACGUACGAGAUCAUGAGCCCCGAGACCAUCGGCCUGCAGCGGGUGGAUGCCGCCGGCAUCGUGCUGGGCAAGCACUCGGGCAGGAACGCGCUCAACACGCGCCUGGGCCAGCUGGGCUUCCAGCUGCCCGAGGACCAGCUGAACGACGUGUUCCGGAGGUUCAAGAAUUUGGCAGACCGCAAGAAGAACAUCAGCGACGAGGAUGUGCUGGCGCUGGUGAACGACGAGGUGCACCAGCCCACGGUGGUGUGGGUGCUGGAGGGGCUGCAGGUGGUGUGCGGCUCCAUGGGCCUGCCCACCGCCACAGCCAUCGACAGCCUGGUGCGGGUGCAGGCGGAGCUUGUGGACUACUCUGUGAACAGCGUGACGGAGGGCAUCGAGGCUCUGGCCAACACUCGCGUCGUCAUCCGCCCCGCGGGCAAGCAGGCGGACGAGGGGUACGUGGCCUCCUACAAGGGCGGCCGCACGCAGCGAUCCUUCUCCGGCUCCGGCGCCGACGAGGACAUCGUGGUCAGCAGCGCGCGCGCCUACGUCAGCGCCCUCAACAAGAUGAUUGGCUUCAUCAGCGCCAAGGCCGCGGCCAACGGCGCCACCUCAGCGGCAGAGGCCAGCCAGGACGGCGCGGCGGAGGAGGCGGUGGCGGCCUGA